Diutina rugosa is the source of this 468-nucleotide messenger RNA. RefSeq lists its product as uncharacterized. The record is from RefSeq and is a predicted model, not a curated record. Bases 1 to 468 code for a protein of 155 amino acids. Lineage: Eukaryota; Fungi; Ascomycota; Pichiomycetes; Serinales; Debaryomycetaceae. The transcript has a single exon.
AUGAAGGUGUUUGUAUCGUCCCAGAACGUGCCCAUCGGCUACACCACCCCAAAAUUCCCGUCGCUAUACUGGCCAGUGGGGCGUGACAACUCCCACUACCAAGUAUCGUUCCUCUACUACCGCAUCGAUAUCUGGAAGUUCACGGUGUUCUGGGGGCUUAUCCUUUCUGGAGGGCUCUACUGCCUGGCAGGAGUGGUCGCUCUGGCAGCCCUGUUGUUUAAUAAAUCACGCCAGCGGCUGAAAGUGCUGGUAUGGAUGCUAUUGGAGGCGUUAUUGGUGGUACUGCUCUAUGCGUUUGUUGGUCUUUUCAAAGGGUUUGUCCUGGGAGCAAUCAUUGGCCUUAUCGUCGGUGCCAUUUAUCGUGCCGGUGAGUUGAGUAUGAGCACGUGGAUCCCCUUCUGCUGGUCAGUGGCGAUUAUUCUAUUUGACGUGUGUUCCUCGUACUCUACCUCCGCCAUCAUCUUAUGA